Molecule: messenger RNA, 954 nt
Organism: Choloepus didactylus (southern two-toed sloth)
Lineage: Eukaryota; Metazoa; Chordata; Mammalia; Pilosa; Megalonychidae
Product: olfactory receptor 5B12-like
Exons: 1
Coding region: 1-954 (317 amino acids)
Biological process (GO): sensory perception of smell; G protein-coupled receptor signaling pathway
Cellular component (GO): membrane
Molecular function (GO): olfactory receptor activity; G protein-coupled receptor activity; odorant binding
Source: RefSeq, a predicted model, not a curated record
AUGAUCCCAAUGGAGAAUAAUACAGAGGUGACUGAGUUCAUUCUUUUGGGAUUAAGUGAUGACCCAGAACUGCAGAUUCUGCUCUUCAUAAUCUUUUUUCUCAUCUAUCUCAUCACUGUGGUUGGGAAUCUGGGGUUGAUUGUGUUAAUCCUGCUUGACUCUCAUCUCCACAAUCCCAUGUACCUUUUUCUCAGUAACCUCUCUCUGGUGGACUUUGGUUAUUCCUCAGCUGUCACUCCCAGGGUGAUGUCAGGGUUCCUCACAGGAGAGAUCAUUAUUUCCUUCAAUGACUGUGCCACCCAGUUCUUCUUUUUUAUAGGCUUUAUCACAGCAGAGUGUUUUCUCUUGGCCUCAAUGGCUUAUGACCGCUACGCAGCAGUGUGUAAACCUCUACAUUAUACCACAACAAUGACCACAGGUGUGUGUGCACGUCUGGUCAUAGGCUCCUAUAUCUGUGGUUUCCUGAAUGCUUCCAUCCACACUGGGAAUAUUUUCAGUCUCUCUUUCUGUUGGUCCAAUGUAGUUGAUCACUUUUUCUGUGAUGCUCCUCCUCUCCUGGCUCUCUUGUGCUCUGAAAACCACAUCAGUGAGCUGGUUAUUUUUUGUGUGAUUGGUUUCAAUUCCCUAUCUUCUAUCACAGUCAUCUCCAUCUCCUACCUGUUUAUAUUUAUCACCAUCCUGAGGAUGCACUCAUCUGAAGGACGCCAGAAGGCUUUUUCCACUUGCGCUUCCCACUUCACUACAGUCUCCAUCUUAUAUGGGACAGGGCUGUUCAUGUACUUACAGCCAAGUUCCAGUCAUUCAAUGGACACAGACAAAAUGGCAUCCGUGUUCUAUGCUAUGGUAAUACCCAUGCUGAAUCCUCUAAUCUAUAGCCUAAGGAACAAGGAGGUCAAAAGAGCCUUUAAGAAAGCUGUUGGGAAUGCAACUUCUUAUAAAGGAUUCAUAUUUUAG